AUGUCUUCGCCCGCAGAUGCCAUCAACAAGGCUACCCCGGCAUAUCCUGAAAAUGAGAUUGACAAUUUGGAGGAGGAGAAACAGGGACAGGUCGUGGAUGCCUUUGGCAACGAAGAUGGGGCAGAAGUCAAGUAUAAGACGCUUGCGUGGUGGCAAUGUGGAAUGUGUACUCUAGUAAUGAUAUCGGAGUCAGUGUCUUUGGGUGUUCUGUCAUUACCAGCUGCAGUCGCCUCAUUAGGAAUUGUCCCCUCUAUAAUCCUGAUCGUCGGCCUCGGUAUUGUAGCAACGUAUACAGGCUAUGUGAUCGCACAAUUCCGCAUACGUUAUCCGCACAUCCAGAACCUGGCGGACGCUGGCGAGAUCCUGCUCGGUCCGUUUGGCCGCGAACUUUUUGGACUCGGCCAAAUAUUGUUCUCCAUAUUCAUCAUGGGUAGUCAUAUUCUCACUUUUGCUGUGAUGAUGAACACGCUCACUGACCACGGAACGUGCUCGAUCGUGUUCAGCGUGAUCGGUAUGGUGAUUUGCAUGGUCUGCUCGCUGCCACGUACUAUGAAGAAUAUAACGUGGAUUUCAAUCUUGUCAUUUUUGAGUAUUUUCUCUGCUGUGAUGGUUACAAUGAUUGGCGUCGGGGUCCAGGCUCACGGCCAAGGUCCGAUGGUAGAGCUGACGGUGAAGACGGGACUCGUGCCAGCAUUCAGUGCCGUCACAAAUAUUGUCUUUGCAUACUGCGCGCAUGUUGCCUUCUUCGGGUUGAUCUCGGAAAUGGAAGACCCUCGGGACUUUCCCAAAUCACUGUGCAUGCUGCAGGUUUUCGAGAUUACAUUGUACUGUGUCGCUGCGAUGGUUAUCUAUCACUAUGUCGGGCAUGAUGUUGCUUCGCCAGCCUUGACCUCUGCAGGUCCUAUCUUGAAGAAGGUUGCAUACGGUAUUGCAAUCCCAACGAUUGUCGGAGCUGGGGUAGUCAAUGGUCACAUCGGAUUGAAAUACAUCUAUUACCGACUGUUUAGCAAGACAGGGCUGAUGCAUCGCCGGGACGCCAUGGCCGUCGGCAGUUGGAUCGCGAUUGGUGUCUCGUGUUGGGUGAUUGCACUCAUCAUUGCGGAAUCUAUACCAGUGUUUUCCAAUCUCCUAAGUCUUAUCAGUUCGUUAUUUGCAUCCUGGUUCAGUUAUGGGCUCGGUGGCGUAUAUUGGAUGCAUCUUAACUGGGGGCAGAUGUUUUCUUCUCCACGCAAGAUUGCAUUGACAAUUGUGAAUGCCGGAAUUAUCCUUAUUGGGGCAACUUUGUGUGGGUUAGGAUUGUACGUCAGUGGCAAGGCUAUCCACGAUGACUCUAGCACAUCGGCCUGGACAUGUCGAAACACUGCUUGA
Molecule: messenger RNA, 1368 nt
Organism: Talaromyces proteolyticus
Lineage: Eukaryota; Fungi; Ascomycota; Eurotiomycetes; Eurotiales; Trichocomaceae
Product: transmembrane amino acid transporter protein-domain-containing protein
Exons: 4
Coding region: 1-1368 (455 amino acids)
Biological process (GO): amino acid transmembrane transport
Cellular component (GO): vacuolar membrane
Molecular function (GO): amino acid transmembrane transporter activity
Source: RefSeq, a predicted model, not a curated record